Lactuca saligna is the source of this 1758-nucleotide messenger RNA. NCBI's taxonomy places the organism in Eukaryota, Viridiplantae, Streptophyta, Magnoliopsida, Asterales, Asteraceae. The record is from the annotation of a GenBank genome assembly.
AUGGAGUUUGCAAAACAUGGCUCCAGACUUUCCAACGUGUCAAAUUGGAAAACAAAAAUUUGGAUUGCUAAUUGUGAUGGCCAAAAAAUAAAAAUAGCCAAAACUUGUCUCCUGAAAUACUACAAAGGAGAUGUGUACAAAAGACCACACAAUGAAAAUGUCCACCGUGACCAAUUUUUGACUUGUAGCAUCUGCAACAAGGUGCGACGAUUUGAACUUCGGUCACGUGAAACAUGCAGGUUCUAUCAUGAUGCUGUUGCAAGAGAAAAUCCAACUUGUAGUGACAUGAUACCUGGGAGAUGGACGUGUGAGGACCUGGAAGAGAGGGUAAGCUCUAGGAUCCGAACUGGAUGCCGCAAAAACAUAAGAUGCAAAGGGUGCCUUCGUUGUGUUUGUUUUGGAUGCAACAUGUUCGGUUUUCCGUCUCCAUCUCCACAGCCACAGCCACCUGACCAGCACCAAAUCCGCCUUGCUCCUCCGCUAGCGGUUGCUUUCUCUUUCCUCAUAGCCCUAACCCUCUGGUUUUGCAAGUUUACAACACGAAAACGCACCGCCCCUUCCGACUCUAAACCUCCACACAAGUUUUCCUAUACGGCUCUCAACCACGCUACCUCUUCCCUCUCCCCCUCAAACCGCCUCGGUCAAGGCGGUUUCGGUUCCGUUUACCGUGGAACCCUAAUUAAUAGCCAGGUCCAGGAUGUUGCCGUUAAGGUCAUGGACGCCGGUUCUCUCCAAGGCGAGCGCGAAUUUCAGAACGAGCUCUUCUUUGCCGGAAAAAUCGAUUAUGAUCGUAUCCUCGUCGUUGUUGGUUUUUCUUCCGAUAGGAGACGACGGCGAAUGGUGCUUGUUUACGAGCUCAUGACUAAUGGAAGCUUACAAGAUUGCUUGUUUCAUCGCAAGUCUCCGGAGCUAAAGGAGUGGAAAAAGCGGUUGUCGGUUGCAAUUGAUAUCGCUAAAGGUAUCGAGUAUCUCCAUCAUUAUUGUGAUCCACCGAUUAUUCAUGGUGAUAUAAAGCCUAGUAAUAUACUCUUAGAUCAUAAUUUCAAUGCAAAGAUUGGGGAUUUUGGUUUAGCUAGGUUAAAACCAGAAGACGAAUGUCGAGUUGACUUGAAUAUUAAGAUCGAGGAAGGGAAAAAGGUAGGUAAUUCAAUAAUCGAGGAUAACGGAUCAGUCUUCGAGGAGACUGAGAGUCUGGCAACCACCACAGUCUGUGAAGAGCUUAGUAUAGUUCCGGAUCAGUCACCUGAAAGUUUUGUUACAGCUCCGAUUGCUGAGACAUCACCAGAGACGUUCAUCCAAUCGCCAAAAACAGGUCCGGCAAGUGAUGUGAGUUUCUCAGAGGGAAAUCUCGAUGUCAUAAGCCUGGAGAGCGGUGGUGCUACUUCGAAGAAAAGCAGGACAAGAAAGACGAGUAUGUCAGGGAAGGAUUGGUGGUGGAAACAAGACAACAGCAUGUCUGAAUCAGGACGUGUAAAGGAUUACGUGAUGGAAUGGAUUGGGAGUGAAAUCAAAAAAGAGAGACCAAAAACCGAAUGGAUCACAACGGGAGCUGUGAUCCAGUGCAACUCAAGUGCAACUCAAACAGGAAAAUCAGAGAAGAAGAAGCCAAAGAAGAACAAAAAGCGACUCGAUUGGUGGAUGUCAUUGGAUGAAGACAAGAACGUGAAGAAACAUAAAAGAAGACCAGCCAGGGAAUGGUGGAAGGAGGAAUACAGUGAAGAACUCGCAAAAAAGAAAAAGCCAAGGAAUAGCGGAUGA